This is a messenger RNA of Nicotiana attenuata, 2489 nucleotides long. RefSeq names its product K(+) efflux antiporter 4-like. The transcript has 20 exons. Bases 253 to 1974 code for a protein of 573 amino acids. Gene Ontology annotation, cellular component: membrane. NCBI's taxonomy places the organism in Eukaryota, Viridiplantae, Streptophyta, Magnoliopsida, Solanales, Solanaceae. Gene Ontology annotation, molecular function: potassium:proton antiporter activity. Gene Ontology annotation, biological process: proton transmembrane transport; potassium ion transmembrane transport. The record is from RefSeq and is a predicted model, not a curated record.
AUGAAGGAGGAGUUUUUUGUACUUUCACUCAACUUCUCCCGGGGCCCGAUGCUUUCCUUUUUCUCUCUCCUUCAAUCUCUCUCCCAAAACUUCCCUCGCCGAUAACGUGAACGUGAAAACACUUCGACUCGACGACGGUUAGUUAGCUUCAAUCGGCUGCCACUCACCCCACACUUUUUCCACAUAAAAGGUCACCUUCUCUCUCUAAAACCCUCACUCAUCAGAGUUCUCUCUCUCUAACAUCCAUUGCAAAUGAGAGGGCUCUUCGUUGUCCUCCUCAUUCUCUCCUUCUCCUUCAAAUACGUUCUCUCUGAUGCUGAUCCGAAGUUUGAAGAUGCAGACGACGUCGUAAAUGCUUCUGAAUUCAACUCGUCUAGAUCUACGGAAGUUAGCUUCGCUAACAUGAUCGAUCGAGCUCUCGAAAAGGAGUUCAACGAGACUGACGACAAGUCCGAUGCAACUGAUCCCAGAAGCUUCAACAACAGCGUGGCAGAUCAAGAGGCAGUUUUGGAAACUGUUGCUAGGGUCAAGCCCAAGAAGAAUGAGACGAAGGAGGAAAAGUCGUUCCAGUUGCAUGAUGUUUUCCACCUGGAGAAUGACAAUGGAGCUGAAGAUACACCUACCUUGAUAGAUCGAAAGGAUAAUGUCUUUAUCAUGUCUAAUCCCAAGUCGAAGUUUCCAGUGCUGCAGCUAGACUUGAGAUUAAUAUCGGAUCUCGUUGUUGUCAUUGUUUCUGCAACUUGUGGUGGCAUUGCCUUUGCUUGUGCUGGACAACCGGUUUUCACAGGAUAUUUGCUAGCAGGAUCUGUAAUUGGACCAGGGGGUUUUAACUUUGUCAGUGAAAUGGUGCAGGUGGAAACAGUUGCUCAAUUUGGUGUUAUUUUUCUUCUAUUUGCAUUGGGUUUGGAGUUCUCCACCGCGAAGCUUCGCAUUGUUCGAGCUGUUGCUGUGCUAGGAGGGUUACUCCAAAUUUUUCUCUUCAUGUGUUUGUCUGGGAUAACAGCCUCGUUAUGCGGUGGGGAAGCAUCUGAAGGUGUUUUUGUCGGCGUCUUCUUAUCAAUGUCUUCGACAGCAGUGGUGUUAAAAUUUUUGAUGGAAAGAAAUAGUGUUAACACCCUCUAUGGGCAAGUCACCAUUGGAACUCUUAUUCUGCAGGAUUGCACGGUGGGUUUGCUAUUUGCACUGCUUCCUAUUCUAGGUGGUAGUUCCGGUGCUCUUCAAGGAAUGGUUUCCAUGGCAAAACUAUUUGUCGUUCUGGUCAUUUUCUUGGCCAUUUUGUCAGUAUUAUGCCGCACAUGUGUACCUUGGUUUCUUAAGCUAAUGAUAGGCCUAUCUUCGCAGACUAAUGAACUGUAUCAACUUGCAUCUGUGGCUUUCUGCUUGCUUGUUGCUUGGUGUAGUGAUAAACUGGGUUUGAGUCUUGAGCUGGGUUCUUUUGCUGCUGGAGUGAUGAUAUCAACAACUGAUCUUGCUCAACAUACACUUGAACAGGUUGAACCUAUACGGAACUUCUUUGCUGCUCUUUUUCUAGCUAGCAUUGGAAUGCUUAUCCAUGUUCAUUUUCUUUGGAAUCACAUUGAUAUCUUAGUAGCAGCUGUUAUAUUGGUCAUCGUCAUAAAAACUAUAGUGGUUGCCGCAGUUGUCAAGGGUUUUGGCUACACCAAUAAGGCUGCAAUUCUAGUUGGAAUGUCUCUAGCUCAAAUAGGAGAGUUUGCUUUUGUUCUUCUAAGCCGUGCUUCAAAUCUUCAUCUAAUUGAGGGUAAAGUGUAUAUGCUGCUUCUGGGCACAACUGCACUUAGCUUGGUGACCACACCAUUGCUUUUCAAGCUAAUUCCUGCUGUUGUGCAUCUUGGAAUACUACUGCGGUGGUUCUCGCCUGAAACUCCAAAUGAGAUUGGACCCAAAGGAGAUAUCCUGCGCGCAGACAGUUCUAAGCGUAUCAGUGUGCUGAUCCAAGGAUCCCGUGAUUCAUGAUAGUUAAAUAAAAAUCAGAACCAGGAAAAGCAAAUAGUAAUAUAUACCUGAUGGCAUUCUGAUGCUGGGGGACAGGAGUGCAAAGGAGGUUGACUGACUGGACAAUUCAUAAUCAUCAAGCUCCUUGUAUUGACCAACAUCGCGUGGUUUUCUUUGAUACAUCGGAGAGGUUGCAAAGUUGCAGAGCCCUUAUUCAUCUAUCUGCCAACAUUCCAUGGCAUUUAUUUUUUGAUACGCCAUUACUUCCCAUGUAGCUGCUAUAUACAAUCUUGUCCAUCUGUAAUGCAAUUGUUUAUAUUCUCUAGUUAGAUUUUGUUUUUUUGUUUUUCUGGGUUUGUAUCAAAACAGCCCUCUCAAUAUUCUCUGUAAAUAGACGAUCGUAGAUUAAAGUGAUGUAGCAAUUAUAGUUGUAUGUAUACAACUGAACCUUGACUUUUCAGGUGCAGUAUUCCAGUGCCUAAAUUUGCGAAAACUCCAACUGCCCCUUAAUAAAGCGCCACAAAAUUCUCUCCUUC